Molecule: messenger RNA, 1390 nt
Organism: Papilio xuthus (Asian swallowtail)
Lineage: Eukaryota; Metazoa; Arthropoda; Insecta; Lepidoptera; Papilionidae
Gene: Galphaf
Product: G protein alpha subunit f
Exons: 10
Coding region: 167-1327 (386 amino acids)
Biological process (GO): sensory perception of chemical stimulus; adenylate cyclase-activating dopamine receptor signaling pathway
Cellular component (GO): heterotrimeric G-protein complex; cytoplasm
Molecular function (GO): G protein-coupled receptor binding; G-protein beta/gamma-subunit complex binding; GTPase activity
Source: RefSeq, a predicted model, not a curated record
GUAUCAUUAAUCGAAGUGUAGAUAACGUUAUCAUUGAUAAAUUGAAAAACAGUCCGACAAUCGACACAACACAUUUGAUUGGUAAAAAUAUUAGUCGGUUCUGUUUUGGCAAGACGUCUUCAGCAGUGGAAACAUUAAGUGUUGAACAAUUAUACGCUGACGAGAGAUGCGUCUUCUACCUUGUAUAAAAUCUUAUGACGAAGGAGUUGAUCAUUCAAAGCAGAUAGACAGAGAGAUCAAAGAAUGGAUCAAGACGUACAACGAAGCAAUCAAGCUUCUACUCUUGGGCACAGGUGAAAGCGGGAAAACGACUAUUAUAAAACAAAUGAAGAUUCUGCACGUAAAAGGAUUUAGUCACAGUGAACGAACGGCAAUGAUUCCACACAUUAGGUUCAACACACAUGAAGCAAUCUAUGAGAUAAUACAAAAUAUGCCUGUACUUAGUAUAGGUUUGCAGAAUGCUAAACACGUGCGCGCACAGCAAUACCUACUCAAAGUCGGCCCUGAAGGACCACAGGAGUACACUGAGGAAUAUUUCGACAACGUACGAGAUCUAUGGCAGGACGCCGGAGUUAGAGAAUGUUUUAAAAGAGCCAAUGAAUAUCAAUUAAUUGAUAGUGCUGAAUAUUUCUUAGACAGAAUAGAUCUGAUUGGUAAGGAGGACUACGUGCCUUCAGACGCUGACAUAUUGCGGUGUCGUCGGAAGACCACCGGCAUACAGAAGAUUGAGUUCAAAGUUAAGGUUCCUAAAUCAAUGCAUGGUGGUACACAAGACUUCUGGAUGUUUGAUGUCGGCGGCCAGCGGGGGGAGAGAAAGAAAUGGAUACAGGUAUUUGAAGGUAUCCACGCGAUCUGGUUUGUAGUGGCAUGCAGCGAUUUUGAUCAGACAUUGCGAGAAGACAACUCACAGAACAGACUUAAAGAAGCACUCAUUCUUUUUGAAGAUGUUUGGCAAAGCAGGUUCCUCCUUGAAGCUGGUAUCAUAGUAUUCCUUAACAAACAAGAUCUGUUAGAGACUAAAAUAAAACAAGGCAGGAGUAUAGCGCCAUACUUCCCCAAGUACAACCAUUUUGAGGCCUCAGGAGACGAGUAUACAAGAACAAAGCUAUUCAUUAGAAAUCUUUUUGUUAAUUUAACAACAAAGAAGCGAGAACGUCGCCAUAUUAUAGCAUCAGCGGAGAGGUUCGUGGUGCUGGAGGCGAGCAGAGCUCGGGAGUGCUACUUCCACUUCACCACAGCGACUGACACACACAACGUGCGCACCGUCUUCCGCGACGUGCACCAGAUGAUACUUACACACAUACUCAGCAAUAUCGGCGUCUACUGACAACGGUCUACUGGCCUACUGACACCAAAACGGUCUACUGAUCUACAGAGAACCAGUCUACUG